AUGAAGGUCCUUCUGCUCAAAGACCCUAAAGAAGACAGCUGUGGCCAGGACCCGUAUAUCAGAGAAUUAGGCUUGUGUGGACUGGAAGCCGCUCUGAUCCCUGUUUUAUCCUUUGAGUUUUUGUCUCUCUCAAGCUUCUCUGAGAAGCUGUCUUGUCCUGAAGGGUAUGGGGGACUCAUUUUCACCAGUGCCCGAGCAGUGGAAGCCAUGGAGAUGUGUUUGGAGAAGGAUAAUAAAACUGAAGCUUGGGAAAAAUCUCUGAAAGGAAAAUGGAAUGCCAAGCCAGUGUAUGUGGUUGGACAAGCUACUGCUUCUCUAGUGAGGAAAAUUGGCCUGGAUACAGAAGGAGAAAAAUGUGGAAAUGCAGAAAAGCUUGCAGAAUUUAUUUGUUCCAGGACCCCACCAGCGCUGCCGCUUCUGUUUCCCUGCGGGUCCCUCAAAGGCGAAACCCUACCAAGGAUGCUGAAGAACCAAGGGGUCCCCAUGGAGAGUAUUGUGGUCUAUCAGAAGGCCCCGCACCCAGAGAUUCAGGGGAACCUGGAGAGCUACUUCUCCAAGCAGGGCGUCCCUGCCAGCAUCACGUUUUUCAGCCCCUCCGGUCUGACGUACAGCCUCAAACCCAUCCAGGAAUUAUCCGGUGACAGCGUCAAGCAGAUCAAGUUCGUAGCCAUUGGCCCCACCACGGCUCAAGCGAUGGCUACCCAGGGCCUGCCUGUGAGCUGCACCGCAGAGAGCCCCACACCAGGCGCGCUGGCCGAAGGCAUCCGGAAGGUGCUCCAGACCCAGGGCUGCUGCUGA
Messenger RNA from Chrysochloris asiatica (Cape golden mole), 798 nucleotides. It is a transcript of the gene UROS, whose product is annotated as uroporphyrinogen III synthase. The record is from RefSeq and is a predicted model, not a curated record. Lineage: Eukaryota; Metazoa; Chordata; Mammalia; Afrosoricida; Chrysochloridae. Gene Ontology annotation, biological process: uroporphyrinogen III biosynthetic process. Gene Ontology annotation, molecular function: uroporphyrinogen-III synthase activity. The transcript is spliced from 9 exons. The coding region runs from base 1 to 798 and encodes 265 amino acids.